AGCCUUGUGGCGGGCUGUGGGCUGCUAACAGGGAAAGCGGUGGUGGCGGCGGCUGCCGCGGCGGCGGAAGUGGCCUGCGAGCCCGGUCCUUGCCGGCACCAUGCUCCCCUUGUCGCUGCUGAAGACGGCCCAGAAUCACCCCAUGCUGGUGGAGCUGAAGAAUGGGGAGACCUACAACGGGCACCUGGUGAGCUGUGACAACUGGAUGAACAUCAACCUGCGGGAGGUCAUCUGCACGUCCCGGGAUGGGGACAAGUUUUGGAGGAUGCCGGAGUGCUACAUCCGCGGCAGCACCAUCAAGUACCUGCGCAUCCCUGACGAGAUCAUCGACAUGGUCAAGGAUGAGGUGGUGGCCAAGGGCCGUGGGCGCGGUGGCCUGCAGCAGCAGAAGCAGCAGAAGGGCCGUGGCAUGGGGGGCGCUGGGCGAGGUGUGUUUGGCGGCCGUGGCCGCGGCGGGAUUCCGGGCACUGGCAGGGGCCAGCAGGAGAAGAAGCCGGGCCGACAGGCGGGCAAGCAGUGAGCUGCGCUUACCCAGACCACAGAGACUAGGGGGCCGCGCCCCGCCCCACCCUACCCCGCGGCGGUACCGGGCUCUCCCACCUGUUCAGAAAGAAGAGGCAGCAGGUGUCAGGAGAGUCCGGGUCGGCGUUUCCUUCCAGUCUUCUUCCUUAGGAAAAGCGCUCCCCCCCCCCUUUUUUUUAGCAGCAGUUCCAGUUGCAUGCACCUCUCAAUAUUUUUAGUUUUGUGGAAUUGUCUUGGGACCAGCUGCUGCCGGGUUCCUGGGAGUCUCGCGUGUGACAUGGCCCUGAAGCCUGGUUGGUGUUUGUUUGCCCCGCGAGUAGAACAGCGCUCACGGAGGCUUCUUCCGUACCAAGCGUAGUUCCCUGCACAGUGGCGUGCAGGUUUAUUUUAAGCUGGUGCACUGAAGUUAAUGGCAUUGGGUCCCUUAAACGCAGCCCCCAGAUGGCCAUUUCCAAACACAUGGGAACCAGCAUGUGCCCUAGAGCAGGAUGGGGGAUCCUAUGUCGUCUUCCCAGAAUAAAGUUGGAGACACUGCAUGUCUAACUCCCUCCAAGUCCUGGGGCGCACCCUUGUGGCCUCCGCCUUGGGCAUCUGCAGGUUGCCUGCGCCUGAGUCUCAGGAUCACCUAGUGAGAGCUGCCCCUUACGGGGCUGGCUCUGGAGGUCUGCCCCUUCACCAGAUUAUCCUCCCAACCCCUUUCCCCCUUUAUAGUGGGAGAAGCAGAGGUGAUUUCACGGAGACCCCGUCCCCUAACACACGGUUGACAGCGUUCCUUUAUUUGUGCGUGUUUCCUUUUCCCCAUUCUGUGAACCCGGCUCACACCAGGGCUUCCCCAAAGCGUCUGUAGCCAGUGGGGCUUCGGGGGACACUCGAGCACCCUCCCCAGGACCCGCCUCUUGAGUCAGCGCUGGGGUCGCCCCUUGGCCGUCCCUGAGAUUGAGCUUUGGCAAAAGGUUCCAGGCGGUGGCAGGGCACAGGGCCCUGGCUGCGUUCAUGGCGGUGGAAGAGGCUGUCACUGUGCCUGUUCAUUCCCUGUGGCCUGUGGGGAUUGUCCCGGCCAUUCCUGGAAUAAACAAGUGCUGGCAUGUUGAUAUGGAGCUCCAUGUCUGGGGCCCAGAGUCCUUGUGUACAUCUCCCUCCACACGUUCAAUUGUUAGACCUGCUCCCAAGUGGCCCUUGCUCCCUACAUUAGCGUUUCUCUGGCCCACCCUGCAUGCCGGCUGACACCAGUCCUCCUAGUGACCAAGCUCCCAGCCUCACUAAUCCCCCUGCAUUCGUGGCAGACGCGGGCAGUGGGGGUGCCCCAUGGACUAGAGUGAGUCCUCCAAUAGGCCUGGUGGACUGGAGGAGAGAAGCCCCACUUCGCCCUGGGUGAGAGGUCAGCACCUGAUUGGGCCGACGUGGGGGGAGAUCUGGGGUCAGGCGUGGAGUCUGCCAGGGUCAGGACCU
Molecule: messenger RNA, 1971 nt
Organism: Trichechus manatus latirostris (Florida manatee)
Lineage: Eukaryota; Metazoa; Chordata; Mammalia; Sirenia; Trichechidae
Gene: LSM4
Product: LSM4 homolog, U6 small nuclear RNA and mRNA degradation associated
Exons: 5
Coding region: 101-520 (139 amino acids)
Biological process (GO): nuclear-transcribed mRNA catabolic process; spliceosomal snRNP assembly; mRNA splicing, via spliceosome
Cellular component (GO): P-body; U6 snRNP; spliceosomal tri-snRNP complex
Molecular function (GO): U6 snRNA binding
Source: RefSeq, a predicted model, not a curated record